AUGCGGGUUGGCGAUUUCAAACUUACAAUUAGAAAUUAUAAGUCCAGGUUUCCUCACGAUGUUUACCUUCAAAGAAGAAGUCCCAGGACGCGAAGGCCGAAGAAACCCCCCGGGGACAAUGCUGUACCUGACGAGAAGAGGCCCCGCACUGCAUUCUCUGGACCCCAACUUGCAAGGUUAAAGCACGAGUUUGCGGAGAACCGCUACUUAACAGAGAGGAGACGACAGAGCCUGGCAGCAGAGCUCGGCCUGGCGGAGGCGCAGAUCAAGAUCUGGUUCCAGAACAAGCGAGCCAAGAUCAAGAAGGCCUCUGGUCAGAGGAACCCCCUCGCAUUGCAGCUUAUGGCACAAGGCCUGUACAACCACAGCACCGUUCCUUUGACUAAAGAGGAGGAGGAGUUGGAGAUGAAGGCUCGGGAGAGAGAACAGCAGUUGAAUAGAGUAUAA
Molecule: messenger RNA, 447 nt
Organism: Spodoptera exigua (beet armyworm)
Lineage: Eukaryota; Metazoa; Arthropoda; Insecta; Lepidoptera; Noctuidae
Source: the annotation of a GenBank genome assembly